Molecule: messenger RNA, 384 nt
Organism: Hansenula anomala
Lineage: Eukaryota; Fungi; Ascomycota; Saccharomycetes; Phaffomycetales; Wickerhamomycetaceae
Exons: 1
Source: RefSeq, a predicted model, not a curated record
UAGUGGAUCAAAGUAUGCCUCCUAUCAAUUCAGCCCAGUACUAAUGACCUUCAUAAAUAGUAACCCAUCAAACAAGGAUAACGUAUCUCAAAGGAAACUAGAUUCAAAUGACAAAACAAUAGCUUUUCUAACCACCAAAGUGAACUGUGAAUCUUUGCAAGAUAUCAAGGCUUUUAUGUUCAUGAGCAUUCUACCUGGAAUGAAUGAAUGCAUUAGUUGAAAUGACAUGAUAAAAAACCAACAAUGAACUAGAAAAACAGUGGAUUGUAAAAGAAUUGAAGUGAAUUUGGAUUCCACCUUCUUUUAACCUUUCUCACUCAAUUGAUACAAAACCCCAAAGCAACCACAAAACCCACCACAAACACUAUAGUAAUUGAAUUAUUC